Messenger RNA from Asparagus officinalis (garden asparagus), 1428 nucleotides. RefSeq names its product putative mannan endo-1,4-beta-mannosidase 9. The record is from RefSeq and is a predicted model, not a curated record. Gene Ontology annotation, molecular function: hydrolase activity, hydrolyzing O-glycosyl compounds. NCBI's taxonomy places the organism in Eukaryota, Viridiplantae, Streptophyta, Magnoliopsida, Asparagales, Asparagaceae. Bases 62 to 1267 code for a protein of 401 amino acids. The transcript is spliced from 5 exons.
CCCCCCUCAACCAUUCAAACCUCCAACACAAUCCAAACAAAAAACGUACCAUCAGAUCAAAAUGAGCAAACAAUCCAUUUUCAGCUUUCUCUUCCUCUCCCACCUCCUCUUCAACCUCUCAAUUGCCAAUGCCGCAGUGAUCAGAAGAGGCUCAGGUUUUGCCUCGACCCGUGGGACCCGUUUCAUAAUGAACGGUCGCCCGUUCUACGCUAAUGGCUUCAACGCUUACUGGAUGAUGUACGCGGCGGGCGACCCAUCGACGAGGCAUCAGGUGUCUGACGCGUUUAACCAAGCCACCAGUCAUGGGCUGAAUGUUGUUAGGACUUGGGCUUUUAGUGAUGGUGGUUAUAGGGCUCUUCAGAUAUCCCCUGGCAAAUAUGAUGAGAGCAUGUUCAAGGCUCUAGAUUUUGUGAUUUCUGAGGCCAAGAGGAACGGUGUGCAUCUAAUACUAAGUUUGGUAAAUAACUGGGAGGGGUAUGGAGGAAAGAAGCAGUAUGUGCAGUGGGCGAGGAAUCAAGGGCAGCAGUUGAACUCUGAUGAUGAUUUCUUCAGGCAUCCUCUCACCAAGCAAUUCUACAAAAACCAUGUCAAGGCUGUUCUCACAAGGAUGAACUCGAUAACGGGUGUAAUGUACAAGGACGAUCCUACCAUAUUCGCAUGGGAGCUCAUGAACGAACCCCGUUGUCAGAGUGACAAUUCUGGUGCAACUCUGCAGAAUUGGAUAUCUGAAAUGGCUGGUUAUGUGAAAUCGAUCGAUGGUAAUCAUAUGCUUGAGGCUGGGCUAGAGGGAUUCUAUGGCGAAUCGAGGCCUGAUAGGAAACAGUUCAAUCCUGGUUAUGAAGUUGGGUCUGAUUUUAUUGCCAAUAAUCAGAUUCCUCAUAUCGAUUUCGCUACCAUUCAUAUCUACCCUGAUCAAUGGAUCAACGGGGCAGACGACAAGGCGCAAACCGCAUUCCUACAGAGUUGGAUCACGUCGCAUACACAAGACGCAGGCUCCAUUGGAAAACCACUCCUCGUUACAGAGUUCGGAAGAUCAACCAAACAAUUCAACACGAACCAAAGAAAUGCCUACUAUUGGACCGCAUACAACACCAUCUACGCUUCUGCCCGAGUUGGAGGCCCAUUAACUGGUGGGCUUUUCUGGCAGUUGCUAGGUCCAGGGAUGGAUAACUUUAGAGAUGGAUAUGAGGUGGUUUUCCAAGAAUGCCCCUCAACUGCUGUCAUAAUUUCACAGCAGUCCCGCAGGAUGGCGAGCCUGAACAGCUAACUUUAUCAGAACAACUGCAUACAACAGGGCGAUCUGUGCCAUUCACGACUCACAAGGUUGAUAAGAUUGGAUAAUAAGGGAGAAUAUGUAUACUGGCUCAUAGAAGCUCUUUUCUUUUUGUUUCUUUGAUUAAUGGGGUGAUUUGGGUUCACCUAUUUGAA